Molecule: messenger RNA, 2113 nt
Organism: Filobasidium floriforme
Lineage: Eukaryota; Fungi; Basidiomycota; Tremellomycetes; Filobasidiales; Filobasidiaceae
Product: kinase-like domain-containing protein
Exons: 14
Biological process (GO): protein phosphorylation
Molecular function (GO): ATP binding; protein kinase activity
Source: RefSeq, a predicted model, not a curated record
CACGUUCAUUUCCUGAGAAGAGGAUAUGACGUACUCUGUCGGAGAAGCGCUAGUUCGCUCGAUGGCUUGCCGAAUUGGACCAUCACGCGGCUGGAGAUCAGUCGGGACGAACAGGUGGCGUAUGGGAAUUAUAGUACCGUCUGGCGAGGGACGUGGCAAGGUCAGAUCGUUGCAAUCAAGGAGCUUAACGCGUUGACCGACAAAGACCUUUUCUUGAGGGAGGUCGAGAUUUGGAAACCGUUGAGACAUGAGAACAUCCUGGAGCUUUGGGGAGCGAGCUAUAGCCGUCCGUUCUUUCUGGUGUCUCCCUAUAUGCUGAACGCCAACCUGCUCAGCUUCUUGCGCUCGGAAGUUGGUGCUGACGCGCACAAGAUCCGAUUGAUGCUGGGUAUCGCGGACGGCAUGAGUUAUCUACAUAGCCGUGAUGUUUGCCACGGAGACCUCAAAGCGAAGAACGUGUUGAUAUCCAACAACCAUGUACCGAUGAUAUGCGAUUUCGGUCUUUCUGAGCUCAAGAUGGACAUCGAGCGCAAGUCGACUGUAAAGCCCACGGGUGGGACCUUGCGGUGGACGGCCCCAGAGGUUCUUCUCGGGCAACGAAUCUCGUUCGCUUCGGACGUCUUCGCUUUUGCCAUCACGAUCUGCGAGAUGCUUGCCCCGAACGAUAUCCCGUACGGUUACGUCAACUCGCAGACCGUUCGCGCGAUGGUUCUCAACGGCGAGAGGUGUCAAAUCCCGGCCACCGCUCCCCAGAUCAAGGCGUUGGUGAUGAAGUGCUGGGAGCAUAAGCCGGCGGAUCGACCGUCCUUCGAAAAUCUAAGCCCGACAAUCGAAGAGCUCUUGCCAAAUGGCGACCGACGCCACACCGUAUCGACGGUUGAAGGACGAGACUCGGACAUUACGUCACUAGAGAGUCGAGACACUCAAGACACUCGUACAAGCUACCAGACCGCUGGAGAGGAAAGCGACCUGGAAGAUGAUGAGGAUGACCAAGCUGGACCCGAGGAGCAGUACUUGAUAUCGCCUCAAAAUAUCUCUCUUCCGCUGGAGGAUGACGAAGAAUCCCUCUUGAGCGAGAGCAGCAGUCCGUCUGAACCUUCUGUCGAGGAUAUCGAUGCAAUCGAGAAUGACAAGCUUGAAAAGCUGGCUCGCAGCUACCGUCACCACCUCACUCACGCUUUCGAUGACCGCUUCCGCGAGCCAUUAUGGCAGCCUACCGCUUGCGAGAUUGGCGACAUUGGAUACUUGACAUCAUCAGGAGCAUUUCACACGCUUUUCAACGCGAAGCAAGGGCCGCCAGCGAACAUCUGUCUGCCCCUUCCCAUUCCUACCUUACAAGACCCACCCACUGGAUCUGGUCUGACCGAGAAGACCGUCUCCAUGCGCAAUGCCGCUCUCAGAGCCAUCGACAGCGUGACGUCGCUUACCAACAGUGUCAUCCGAUUCGUCUCUCGCCAGAACGGCCAGGUCGAGGCCGAAAGAGACAUCGAGUGGACUUAUAGCGUCCCGCUGUCCGCCUUGGCUCAGCCGAAACGAGCCGGUCUAGUCAUUUACGAGGGCAAAUAUGUCUUCUUGAACGAUAGAGAGCCGGCGAGGGAGUAUCUCAAAGUCAAUGCCGAAGCCAUCCCGGCGGCCUAUGGUGAUCAGCAUCGUAUCAAGAAGGAGGACAUCAUCAUCAUCGUUGGAGGGUUAUUCUCCACCGAAUGGGCGCUGAUGAUGGCCAGUCGAGACUAUGGCAGCACGAUCAACUUCAACGUGCACAAACAGCGUCCUAACGGCGAACCCUGGGGAACCUGGUCGAUCGUCCAAGACAGCAGGAAACGUCUCGAAACCAACGAUGAGGCCAACGCGCCACAAACGCGGUUUGUCACCAAGGUUUCCAAGUCGAGCGACACUCCCCAAGCGGUCUUGUUGGCGAGACUGAAGUUUCCGACAUCCGGUAUCAACCGAGACGUGCCCACCCUGCACUGAUAUGAACGGCACAAACGCCGCUGUUUCGAUAUACCCCGCUCGUAAAGGAACCUAUGCCACUGCUCUAUACAUAUAUGAUUAGGAUUGAACGCAUCUACGAACCCUCAGCCUAUUCUCAUUCUACGGGAUUCUCAACCUCCGU